CUCCUCCUUCGUCAUGAUUUUUCCCCUCUCAAAGACAGCUCUCUCGUUUGUUGUCGUCAUCCUAGCUUUGUUUGCCCCUGCUAAAGGUGCUUCAUUUGGCAAACGUGUUCAAAGCAACGCACCUGGCUGGGAUCCGCACUCGACACCAUUUCCUCCUGUCCAUCGUGGAGAUGUAGUAUUUCAGUAUCGUUCUGAAGCCGCAAAAGGCAAUGUAUCUGUUCCAGAUCCGUACAAUUCGUUUGAAACAUCAAAUGCAGAAGACUUUAUCAACUCGCAAAUUGCGUUCACCAAGACAUACUUGGACAAAUUGGAAGACUUACCUGCGAUGCGUACUGCCAUCUCUGAAGCGACUCCCCAGACAUUUCGACCUCCUCGUGGUUUUGGACCUAAAGGCGAUCCUACAUACCUUUAUUACACCAACGAAGGUCCCGACAAGAGCGGAAAGUUACACAUUGCCAAGCAAAGUGAUCUUGAUGAAGCUGCCAAAAAUCAUUUUGCUACUUUACCCGGCAAGGUGUUCAUUGAUGAAACUUUAUUAGGCGGAGAAAUACUUUGGUAUUAUCAAAUCUCUCCCGAUGGAACAAAAUUAUUAUACUCAACCGUUGACACAAAGACGAACCUUAUUGGCAAAAUGUAUGUUCGCGACGUCUCCUCACCGUUAACCGAUAAAUCAAAACCGACUCAAGAAGGAGGAUUUGGUCGCUACACAGAUGUGAUUACUGAUUUGCAGGCUGGCAGUGAAGCAUGGUCGGGUGACAGCAAGAGCUUCUUCUACAAAGGAACGGAUACAUCUGUCAAGUAUCACGUCAUAGGUACAGAUAGCAAGGACGAUAUUACUGUCGUCCAGCCAAAUAAGGAUGAUCAAGGUGAUUGGUGGGUUCAAGUAAGCAAGGAUGGAAAGUAUCUUGUGCUUUAUGGCACGGUGAACGGUUUUGACAAUAGCAGUGUUUAUGUUGCUUCUCUUGAUCAAGGUGUUUCAACUUCAAUGAAAUGGCUUUGCAUUGCACCCGAUCAUGCUUCUUCUUGGAAUUAUAUAACAAACUUUGGCAAUGAUUUCUAUUCCCAAACAUCUUCAAAAGAUGCACCAAAUCUACAGGUUGUUCGCUUUACACUCGAUUUCACCAAAGCUACCAAGACUGAUAGCAGCUUCAGUACUUUCGCUAAAGGUGCCGAUAGUGUUGUUGUUAUCCCUCAAAGGUUAGACGCAAGCAUUGCAUAUUUUGUGAACUUCGAUACGGACAAACUUUUGAUCAUUUACGAGAAAGACAAUGCUCUCGAAUUCCAUGUUUUCAAUCUCAAAACAGGCAUGAAACUUCAAAAGAUAGACUUGGAUGUUCUGUCUACUUCGUAUGAAGUACAUGCAUCUCCCUUUGCAACUCAUGUCUAUCUGAAAAUUUCAGCCUUAAACUCGCCUGGCCAACUCUAUGACUUGAAAUGGAAUAAGGAUUCAAAUCAAUUCUCAUACCAGUUGGUGUACCAGCAAAAGAUCCACACCAUUGAUCCAGCAGCAUACACCGUUCAACGUCUGUCAGCCCCAAGCAAAGCAGGAGAUGUCAAAGUGCCAUUCUUUGCUCUUCAUCGUAAAAAUUUGAAAUUUGAUGGCUCGCAUCCCGUCAUAAUCAACUUUUAUGCUGCAUAUGGGUAUGUUUUACCAACGUGGUACGAUUCUCAUCAUAUGGCAUUUGUGCAUAAUUAUGAUGCAGUCUACAUUCUUGCCGCUCCACGUGGUGGUGAUGAAAUGGGUGAAGGUUGGCAUAAAGCAGGACAAUUGCAAAACAAGCAAAACACAUUUGAUGAUGUCCUUUCGGUCAUCCAAUUUGCCAUCGAUCAAAAAUGGACAAGCCCAGGAAAGGUUAUUCUCAACGUUCAAUCUCCUGCAGCAUUAGCAGGCGCAGCAAUCGUGAAUCAAGCUCCCGAAGGAUUGAUUGGUGCUUAUAUUGGCACGCAAGGAUUGUAUGAUAUGUUACGAUCUGAUCAAUCACCAAAGAAGGCAACUCGGGCUGCUGAAUUUGGUUCGCCUUCCGAUCCCAAAGCUUUCGAUUGGUUACGCGAGUAUUCGCCUUUACACAAUAUCGAUCCCAAAAAGACCUAUCCAACAAUUCUCAUUUAUCCACUGGAUGGCGAUGCAGACACCGGAGGAGAGGCUUGGCAUAGCUUCAAACAAGUUUCUGAGUUGCAAUACAGCUUGCCAAAUAAUCCGAAUCCAAUCUUGUUAGGUAAUGGCACUGACACACAAGAAGAACGUAGUGCAACCGCAUUUGCUUUGGCCGCACAUACACUCGGCUCGAAAUUAGUAGAGUGAUUCAUAGACAAAUGUUCAAGUG
Molecule: messenger RNA, 2324 nt
Organism: Meira miltonrushii
Lineage: Eukaryota; Fungi; Basidiomycota; Exobasidiomycetes; Exobasidiales; Brachybasidiaceae
Product: alpha/beta-hydrolase
Exons: 1
Coding region: 14-2302 (762 amino acids)
Biological process (GO): proteolysis
Cellular component (GO): cytosol
Molecular function (GO): oligopeptidase activity; serine-type endopeptidase activity
Source: RefSeq, a predicted model, not a curated record